CCCGGAGCUUCUCUCACUCAGGCGAGCAACUUGGGCUCUGAGGAGACUGUUUGAGCAGGAAAUUGACUUUAAGGAAUGAAAAAAAAAGUUAACGAGAUAUUAUGAUUAGCUGUAAGGAUGUAGCGGUUAAUCCCGAACCUGACGCUGAUCAAGCUGACUUUUAAUUCAUCGCGAGUGCGGUCCGGAAGUUUUAAUAUCGUUAGUAACCCUGGUUUAAACUAAAGUAACAUUAUGGUAUGGGACAAAGGCAGGUUUUAUCACCGAACGCGUCUAUGAAAGGUAAAGUCACGUCUGUGUAUCGACUGGACGUGGAUUCGGUUCUGAAGAAGGAAGUUGAAUCCGGCCAAGGAGAUGCCCUUUCCUCAGCAAGGUACGGUUUGGGCUGUGGGGUGAAGCGUAAACUGAGCGAGUGUGAGGACUCGGCGCUGGAUCUCCCGUAUCCCCAGCAGAGGCAGCUGGUGCUGGAUCUGUGCCUGGACAAACUGCAGAGCUGCCAGCAACAGGCUGAGCCCAGCCUUCACCGUUCUGUGCUGCUGGCCAACACUCUGCGCCAAAUCCAGCAGGAGAUGAAGCUAGAGGGCAGCGACAUUCUGCCUCCUGCUUCACCUUCUCCGUUUCCUCCACCCACGCCAUGUCACAUCCCUGAUCUCCCACCUGUAUCUGGAGACUCGUCACCACUUCUCUCUGGGCCCGUGUCAUCCUCAUCCCUGACACUUGGUGAGCACAGCGAGAGUAAACCACCGUCUCUGGCGCUCGUGGAAGAGGUGGAUUCAAAGAUGCCAGAGUCUCUAUUCAGCACGUUCGAGAUCACAAAUUCCACCAGCUACCUGACGGACCUGACACUCGAUGACAUCUUUGAGGACAUCGACACAUCCAUGUAUGACUUGUCAGAAGUCUCAGUUCUGGCGUGUUCUGGCCCGAGAGACGAUGGACCGAAGAGCCUGUCCAACCUGCAGCUCUGCCUGACUGACCUCAGUGACCUCGACCACCUCCUGGACAUCCUGGUGCACUCGUGAUCCUCACACACUGUCUCGAGCCAUCCUGAUGAUCUUUACACUCAUCAAAAUUUCAAUUUUUUUUAAAGCUUUUUAUUCAUGUGAUUUUUAAAUCUAUUUUUAUACAGAACUUUUAUAUUAAAAUUUGAAACCCACAGUAGGAUGCACAGUGCUCUUUUUCUAUUUAAGCAAAGAUAUGAAUAUGCAGGGAACGAACAUGACAAAGUAUUACCACUGAUGCUUAUUUAUAAUGAAGUUUGUAAACAAAAAAAUGAAAUGGAUUGAUUUUUGAGAAACUUUUUUUUUUAAAGCUGAUCCUGUGAGUAUUUCUCCAACAUUAGUGUAUUUUAUCAGUGAUUUUAUGAUGGCUCGUGACAUGCGCAUGCACACACUCGCACUACCUCUCAAAAACCAAGAGCCAUCUGCCCCGUCCUCCCAAAAAAAAAAAAAACAGUAACUCUCAUGCAUCACUCUUGGCCUUUUCUGAAGGAUUUUUCUUAAGUCUUUCCUGCAGGAUCGGAAUUUGCUUUGUGUGUUUUUCUCUCUCUUCCCCCUGAAGUCAAACCCCAUCAUGAAUUUUAGUGCCUACUCAUGGAGGAUGAAGACUAGCGGUGGUGGAUGUGCACGGAUUUUUGUCUUGUAAUUUUUAGACUUCGCUAUAUUUAUAAAAAAAAUCCCACUUUUCUAAAUAAGCCAUGUUUUGUGCAAACAUCUGCACAAUCCACUCUGAACCCUUAAAUUCAAAGAUGACACUACAGAGAGCAUUCUGGAUGUCUGGGGAAACAUUUCAGGCUCCUAAAUCUCAGACUUUAAAACAAAUGAAGCUGUUCGUGUGAAGUGUUUGUGGUUUUGUUUUCUCUCUUCUACAGGAUGGUGUGAUACAGAAACAAAUCAGUCAUGUUUUCAGUUGCAGGGCGAGUCAUAUUUGAAAAAAAAAAAGUACUGGAUCUGAAUUUUGGUUCCCCUUUGUACAUGGUAGUAGCAGAACUUGAACAGGGAUUUGUGGGUGGAGCUAGAACUAGUGCAGCUCAUUCAUAGGUUGGUUUCACUUGACCAAAGUUUGACACAGUUUUAAAGGAAGUUUGAUUCAUUUUUAAUCCCAGUUGGUACUUUAUUCACGCUAGAUGCUCACUACAUGGGGUAUAUACCAUAUGUAAUAGUGUAUUGUGUACAAUGAAGUGCCAAAAUAUUUAUAUUCAGUAGAAUAGUCUUACAAAUUGUCUAGUGUUCCGUAUAACAUUGGAAAUAUCUCCCAUAUGGAAGAUGGUUUGAGGGUGAACGGCACUUUUAAUCACUUUCUACUUAUCUUAAAUGUUAAAGAUUUGGAAUUUUCACUUAAACAUUUACACUGAAGCUGAUUAGUCAUAUGACAAGGUGCUAUUUCCACUCUGUGUACACAUCUUGUGUCUUCAGUAGACUUUACCCUCAGCAGGAUGGCAGCGUCUAAUAUUUUGUCUUUCAAUGAAUUCAGCGUUGUGUUGACAGGAGCUUGAUAUCAUUGCAACAAACUUACUGUAGCUCAAAAGAACCUGAUCUUUUCAUGAAUUUUGAGUGAGUCUCCACCUCUGUAGAAUCCCCUCGUAUUUGUACGGAUGGGUUCCGGAUUGAGUAGCUGCACUGUCCUGGGGAAAGGUGCUGUUGGAGAGGAUGUGGGUGUGGUGUUUGAUCCUGAGAGAGGAGGAGGUCAGGAGGAGAAGCUAAAGUCUGAACAUUCACAUGGUGUGUGUGCUCAUGCCCUAAGCCUAAACCCCCAAAAUGAGGUCCUAGGGCUUGUCUCAACCAAUCAGUGUGGUCAGGGGGUGGUGCUUCAUUUUAAACCCACCCUUCUGCUCAGGACUCGCAUGCUGAAAUCCAGUAUCUUGUGUAAUGUUCAGAAUCUUGCCCUGCUUUUCUUUUUUCAUAUCUUUAAGUUUAGAUUUAAAACUAAAACUUACUAGAACGCAGGAACAGAUCCGGGUUAGUAUUGAACACUCCCUCUUUUUAAUAAGGCCUUCCCCUUCAACUCAGGCUCACAAACACUCCCUUCGCUUCUCAUGGUCAUGAGGCAGAAACCUGACCCCCACUCGAGUUUACACUCCUGUCAGCUAAACCACAUAGAUGUAGAAUCGCCUGCUCGCUCAGAGAGCUGUGGCUCAGAGAGCUGUGGCUCACAAACUGUAGAGCUUUCAAGCUUCUUUUGUUGCCUCUUUAUGCUUUUUUUUUUUUUCUUGGUUUGUUAAAGACCAAACAGUCAGUGAUUAAUUUAUUGUUUUUAUAGAAAGGUACAGGAGAGCAAAUUGUCAACAUUAGAAUCAUGGAAAAAUGUAAAGAAAACAUGCCACUAUAUGUCCGUUUCAAAGAUUGUGAAAGCGUUCGACUGUGUGACCUACAACUGUCUGUGGAGUGAUUUGAUCCUAAUGGGAUUCCCUCACCACCUAAUCCACCUACUACACAUAUUAUACAAUAAUCAAGAAGCAAGGGUGAGGACGACAUGUGGAGAAAGCGAGUGGUUUACCAUCGGAACAGGUGUUAGGCAAGGUUGCAUUGUAUCCUCCCCUGACUGUGUAACAUCUAUGCUGAAUACAUCAUGAGGAAAGCACUAGAGAGCUCAGAGGCAGGCAUCACGAUCGGAGGAAGAAGAAUAAAUAAUUUGCGAUUUGCAGAUGACACCACGCUAAUCUGUACCUCCAAAGAUGGUCUUAUGGAGCUUAUAAAGAAAAUCAAAAAAAGUUAGUGAAGAGAAAGACUAAGAUCAUGGUAAUCGACCCAAACCGAGAUGGCAGAACCGACAUCAACUUAGGAGUUGUUUACCUGGGCUCAACUAUUAACACCGAGGCAAAGUGUAAGCAGGAAGUAAUCAGAAGGUUCGCCAUUGCGAAGAAUACAAUUCAAAGCACAUGUACCAUCUGGCAGAGCCAAGCAAUCAGUAACAACUUUAAAGCUCAAAGUUAUCAGAGCAACCGCAUUUGCUAUUACCACCUACGGAUGUGAAUCAUGCGCAAUGACCAAGCAAAUUGAGAAGGUAGAUGCAUUCAAGAUGUGGGCAUACAGGCACUUGCUUAGAACCUCAUGGAGAGGGCAUCGAACCAGUGUUUGGGUUCUAGAAACGUUGAACACCAAGAUGAUGCUCCGAGAACAAGUUGCGAAAAGAAAGAUGGGGUUUUUCAGCCAUGCCAUCCGACACGACGGACUAGAGAAAGUCAUCAUCCAAGGAAAAGCACCUGGAAAUGGAUGAAGAGGCAGACCCUCACAAACAUGGCAACAUCACUAGGUGGACACAAAAAAGCCUGGCGGCAGCGUCAAAAAUAGCAAAAGAUCGCAGAGAGUGGUGUGCUUUCAAAAAGACCGCGGCAGCUCGUUUACGAGCCAUCUGAUACAGAGAGAGAUUUUUGUUUAAGAGUGAAUAUUUCACCUUAAUUUCCUUUUGGAUGUAAUGACUAUGUUGUGUGUGUAAAUAUUUGACGAAUAGAGUGUGAGAUGUAUAAUGUAUUUCUGUGAAAUUCUUUAGUGUGUAUUUUAUUCAGGUCCUCGGACCAGGCGGUUAAUCUGGCAGCUCGUUUUCACACUGAACUCAUGAAACUGAAGUGAAUAAUGAUGUAAUGCUAAAAGCCUUACUGUUAUGUCAACAGUGUGUUUGCGAUUUACCGUUCUGUUCCAGAUAACUUUUUUUGUUUUGAGUUUAAGCUCAUAUGGUUUUAUUUAUUUUUUACCGUGACAUGAAGAGCAAGCUGCCUGUUAUCUCUUGAACUCCUCAGUGUGUCCUCACACAUCAAGUUAAACUACCUUGAUGAUGAUUCAGUCACAUUCUCGCUUCCUUUCAAGAGCAUACUAUUGGAGAAUCUUCAAUUCUUUAAAUCAUACUGGGUUUUUUUUUCUUUUUUUUAAAGCAACGACGCUGUGACUAGCUUUAAGCAUUUGUAUUUACAGCCUGGACAUGUUUUUAAUAUGACUUUGAGUGAAUUAUCCUGAUACAAUUGUAAACUUCUGUCCUAAGUGCAAUAUAAACA
Messenger RNA from Neoarius graeffei (lesser salmon catfish), 4981 nucleotides. RefSeq lists its product as uncharacterized. Gene Ontology annotation, cellular component: nucleus. The record is from RefSeq and is a predicted model, not a curated record. The transcript has 2 exons. Bases 237 to 1016 code for a protein of 259 amino acids. Gene Ontology annotation, molecular function: transcription regulator activity. NCBI's taxonomy places the organism in Eukaryota, Metazoa, Chordata, Actinopteri, Siluriformes, Ariidae.